Molecule: messenger RNA, 2930 nt
Organism: Thamnophis sirtalis
Lineage: Eukaryota; Metazoa; Chordata; Lepidosauria; Squamata; Natricidae
Source: RefSeq, a predicted model, not a curated record
GAGACCUAUAACACAUCAGUUGGCAACAAAGACACUCUCCGUCGCUGGGAAUGGACAUCAGAUCUGCCUUUUAAUUGCACCAUUCACUACUUUAGGAUUCGCUAUUUUCUUAAUGAGAAAACUUUUGCUGGAAGGAAGAUGUGGAGUGAAUGGAGUCCACUUGUAAACGUUACGGUUUACCCACAUAGACCAACAGACUUAAAAGUGAGCAGUAUAACUUCGGACAGUUUCAGACUGUCAUUUUCUUUGCCUGGCAAUUUCAAAGAAACCAAACUGCAAUGUCAGGUUCAAAUGUCCAAUGGCGCUUCCAAAGAAGAAAGGAUUGUGCUGCUGGAUAAUUCAGAAAAUUCACGUUACAUCAUCUUAGUGGACAAAUUGCAUCCAUUCACAAAAUAUGAUUUCCAAGUUCGCUGUGCUACUCCGAAGCCUUUCUUUUGGAAAUGGAGUGAGUGGAGCACGAAAAAAACCUCUACAACUCAGCAAGCCCAACCAGCAAGAGAGCUUGAUAUCUGGAGAGAAAAAGAUGCUAAUGAAGAUACAGUUACCCUAUUUUGGAAGCCACUCCCUCUUUUUGAAAGCAAUGGAUUGAUAGAGACUUAUGAGGUCCAUUGGACCCUUCCGGAUAAAUCCACAAAGAAUGAAUCCGUUCCUGCAUCCCACAACUCCACCAAAAUAAACAUUGGGAAGAAUGAUUGCAUAUUUACAGUGAAGGCAAAGAAUAAGGCGGGCGCUUCUCCUCCUUCUUCAAUCAAUAGUGCUGAGCUUCCAGCGGGUGACAUUUCCAUAGAAAAGGGAAUCGGAAAAGACAAUAGUAUUUCUCUUGCUUGGCACCCUGACUCCAAUGUGACUUGUGGCUACGUAGUGAGGUGGUGUUAUGGUCCUGAGCCGUGUACAAAUGUUAACUGGGAAAAGUUUUCUUCAAGUGUGACAAAUGCUGAUAUCAAGUCAGAUGUCUUCCAGCCUGGAGUGCGAUAUACAUUUUCUGUCUUUGGCUGCAAAGAAAAUGGAUAUCAGAUACUGGGAUAUAUCAAGGGCUACAUACAAGAAUUGAGUCCCAAAACGGCACCUGAUUUCAGUGUGCAACAUACCACCUCUGAUUCCAUCGUGAUAAAAUGGAAGAAUAUAUCUGUGGAAGACAGCCGAGGCUUUUUACAAGGUUAUUUGCUUAAAUGUGCCAAAGGAGAGAAAGAUGGCCCAAUGCCAAAAUAUUUUAAACCAGAAAUCAACGUCACUGAUCUAAACCAAGAUGUGUUGACAGUAUCAGGCCUUCAAGGAAAAACCAGUUACCAUUUGACUUUUGAAGCCUAUACAGCUGCAGGAUCUGGACCUGUUAGUACCUUGAAUGUGGUUACAAAGGAAAAUUCUUUGGGAUUGAUCAUUGCCAUAAUUAUCCCGGUGUCUGUGGUUCUUGUGUUGGCAGUUGUAACUGGAAUCCUUUGCUACCGGAAGAGGGAAUGGUUGAAAUUUUUGUACAUUCCCCCCCCCCCAAUCUAUUCUGAAAGACUUGAUUUCACUAAAGAGAAAAGUGAGGGGAACCCGAAUUCUAAAACCUUGGAGAUGAACCCAUGUACUCCCAACAACAUCGAAGUAGUUGAAACCCAGUCCCAGGGUCUGAAGAUUGAAGACACGGCCAUUACAUCAUCUGUUGAGGAAGACCCUCCUGAAGAUGGCUUGGAGUCUGAAUCGGAGAGCCACAUUGUGGUUUCCUAUUGUCCACCAAUCAUUGAAGAAGUCGUAUCUAAUCCACCAGAGGAUGAAUCUGCUGUGUCUUCCCAGGUUGUUUAUAUUGAUGUCCAGUCAAUGUAUUCAGCUCCCGUUAAACCAAAUGAAGAAUUAGAAGCUGACUGUGUGGUUUCAGCAGGUUAUAAACCGCAAAUGCAACUCGCAGUUAAUAGUUUCAGACAGUUGGAGGAAACAUCAGCGACAGAAGAGGACUCAGACAAGGGUGCAGGCUAUAGGCCACAAGCGAAUGCACCCUCCUGGAAUACGGGCGGUCCAGAUUCUCCAGACUCCACAGAUAAUGUCUCGUUUGGGAGCCCUUGUUCGAUUAAUUCUCGGCAGUUUUUGAUUCCUCCGAAAGAUGAGGACGAUGAGUCUCCCAAAGCUAUUAACUCAGGAUGGUCUUUUGCUAACUUAUUUCACACCAAAUCAAAUGAGUAAGACAUGGUGGCCCUGGAAAUAGCUGUUUGCUUGGAACUGGUUGUUAACAGUUUUGGAAGUGCUGUCUCAGCGCGUUGAUUAUUUUGGUUAAGUUGAAAGUUACAGUGGACAUUUUAUAACUGGUAGAGAUGCUAAUUCACAGCAUUUCAGGGAAGGUAGUUUUAAACCAAAGAGCAGCAACUAGUCUGCAACUACCUUUCAACAGUCUUCCUUUUCACCCGCCUUGCCCCAAUGCUGUCAGUCGGAUUCAAUGUUCCUUAUCUGUGACUAUAUUUAUGAUGUUCUAUUUGGAGUAUGCCAGAGGAAACAUAAGCAAAUAGAAGCAAAAUUUAUAUCUGCAGGUAUCAAUGUGUCUAUUAAACUCAAAGGGAUACAUAUAUGCAGGUGUGUUCAGGAUUGGGACCUUGUUGUCUAAUCAAGAAUAUGUUUAAAUUUUAAGAAAGUAUAUUUAGGGCAGCCUUUGAUGAUGAUGAUGGUGAUGAUAAAACACUACAAUAGUGCUGCUGAUGGUUUUAUGGCAUUAGAUUUCCAGCUGCUUUGGAGAGCCGUUGUUUAAGGCAGUUUCUUCCCUUUUAAUUCCAGUAGAGCCAAUUUAGAUUGCUUGCCAAUCGAAGCUUGCAGUGUUAUGUUUAUGAGCCUGCUGUAUGCAUGUAUAUACAAUAAUUUUGACUCAGGAUACCACACAAGUGUAACACUGAUUUUAAACCUUAGCCAGGUAUAGAUAAAUGUUGGACUUCUAGCAUAUUUUUUUAAUAAACUUUAUUUUUCCA